Molecule: messenger RNA, 642 nt
Organism: Coccidioides posadasii C735 delta SOWgp
Lineage: Eukaryota; Fungi; Ascomycota; Eurotiomycetes; Onygenales; Onygenaceae
Source: RefSeq, a predicted model, not a curated record
AUGUUGAUGGAAUGUUUUCCGGGAAAGUCGUACUUGGAGCGUGAGAUCGACGCAACGGCCGAGCAAAAGUAUUAUGUGAUCAGUCAAGUCGCAGGUUUCAUGAUCGAGCUAGGCAAGCAUCCAUUAUCGAAAGCGGGAUCCCUCGCUUGGAGGAAUGAAAAACCUGAAAUCUCAGCCAUUGCGAGUAACGGUUUUCUUGUCCUGGAUAGAUACGGCCCAUUUGACGAUGCUUUGCAAUAUUUCAAAAGCAUCGCAGAUCAGUACCUUGAUUUGAUUGCCGAUAGCCGGCUUUUCGCCGCUAUGUGCACCAAGCAGGCGCCCAGGACUUUCUAUCUUAAGCAUGUCGAUGACACAGGGGGUCGCUUGCUCGUCGAUGAGAACUACAAUAUCACUGGGAUCAUCGAUUGGCAGUUUGCGAGGUUCGUCCCUUCCUGCGAAGCAUUUGGCAUAUCACUAUUUACGGCCGACCUGCAUGGCCUCUACUCAGAACUCGCUGGCCUUUCGGAUCUCGAUAAGAAGUUGAUUGAUGAACUGCGUGCAAAACAGAGGCUAGAUCUCCCUGAAUUAGCUGAAACGGGGAAGCUUGCGAAGAGAUUCCUGUUUGGCCUUUGCCAUGGAUUGGAUAAGAAGCUCUUGUUAUAG